CAGGUUCUGAACCAAGCUAUUAUUUAUUAUUGAUACCUUUUCUGAUGCCUGCUCAGAUCUCUGCUUUACCUGCAGUCGUUAGUAGCAGUCAUUUUGGCAGUCCAGGCAAGACAAUGCGCUUCUUCAUUCGUCUCCUCUUUUCAUCCCUGGUUUUCAUUUCCUUGCUGUGGUGCAGCCAUCUUCUUUGGAAACGCUUGCCUCAGAGCCAAGGUAAAGCACAAGUAAGCAGGCACUCCUACAAGGUUGCAGUUCUGCCCACCAGAUCCUCAGAGAACAAGAGAUCCUUCCCCCACCAUGUGCUUCAGAGAACUCAGUGAUCUUACCGUACUAAAGGAGGACUUACCAGUAACAUUUGACACUUUCCUGCAUACUCAACAGCUCAGGAAAAAGACACUGAGAUCUUUCUGUGGUCAAACUGCUAAAAUCACUGAGCUUCCCCAUAAUGAGCAGGAAGCUUCCCAGGUGGUGUCUUCAAUCAUGGUGAACAACAAACUGCAGCUACUACACUGCAAAAUCCCAGCAACUGGGGUGGAAGGCUGGGAGCAGCUGCUGGAGAUGCUGGAGGAGAAAGAUGUCACCCUGCAAAUGCCAGUUCCUGCUCACCAGCAAUUUGGCACACAAAAGAGGCUGAGCCAGUACAACCUGACAUCAGUGGAAGCCCUGCUGAAAUCCUACACAAAAGUGAUGUUUAUCAGGGAACCUUUCCACAGACUCAUCUCUGCUUACAUGCAUGGGCUGGCAGAUGGCCUAACCUUCAAGGAAUUCAUCCAAUACAUCUUAUACAGAGGAUCCAGUAAUGCCAGUAUUGAAUGGAAACCAUUGGUCAGCCUGUGCCGGCCAUGCCUCAUUCACUAUGAUUACAUAAUCAUGUUUGGCUUCCUUGGCAGUGAAGUGCACCAUUUAAUGCAGCGGGCGGGGCUUCUAGGGAACAGCCAGCUUCCUGAAUUCAUAGACUCCAAAAUACGUUGGACUUAUGGCUGGUUAGAGGAGCAAAUGUUCAGUGAACUCUCUCAUGUGCAGAAGAAACAGCUCUGCCACUUCUUUCGGUUUGACUUUGCUGCAUUUCACUUUCCUAACAGCUUGCUCUGGGACCCUACUUGCAUUUCAGAGAGCACCUAGGGUUAUUGAAAUUAAGUCAAUGGAUCAUUCUUUCCUUAUAAGCAAAGAAAAAUGUUGCAGAACUGAGCUGCUGUGGGGCAGAGUUAGAGUUUCAGUGCAAAUUCCAGUAUCUCAACCGUUUCUUUUUAAAACUUGGGAUCAAAAUAGAUGAGACUUUGGAUUUCAUGUCCCUUUAAAAUUAGUUUACCAGUAGCAAUUGCCUGCAAUGGAUCAGGGUCAUGGCACUGGGAAAGGGGGAAGCUUUCCUUCAAAGGUACUCCCAGUCCCAACUUCCAUAAUGUGUGUGUUAUUAUGUGCUGUCAAGCUGCAUCUGACUUAUGGCAACCCUAUGAAUUAAUGACCUUCAAAAAAUAUCCUGACAUUGAUACCCUUGUUCAGGUCAUGCAAACUGAAGGCUGUGGCUUCCUUUAUUGAGUUAAGCCAUCUCAUGUUGGAUCUUCCUACUGCCUUCAAAUUUUCCUAGCACUGUUGUCUUUUCCAGGGAGCCUUGUCUUCUCAUGAUGUGACCAAGUAUGAUAGCCAGUCUCGUCAUUUUAGC
Messenger RNA from Eublepharis macularius, 1657 nucleotides. Its product is annotated as carbohydrate sulfotransferase 9-like. The record is from RefSeq and is a predicted model, not a curated record. Bases 295 to 1119 code for a protein of 274 amino acids. Gene Ontology annotation, molecular function: sulfotransferase activity. Gene Ontology annotation, cellular component: membrane. Lineage: Eukaryota; Metazoa; Chordata; Lepidosauria; Squamata; Eublepharidae. Gene Ontology annotation, biological process: carbohydrate biosynthetic process. The transcript has 4 exons.